Molecule: messenger RNA, 708 nt
Organism: Ziziphus jujuba (common jujube)
Lineage: Eukaryota; Viridiplantae; Streptophyta; Magnoliopsida; Rosales; Rhamnaceae
Exons: 3
Coding region: 138-431 (97 amino acids)
Source: RefSeq, a predicted model, not a curated record
GACCCACAUGCUCUAUAUCUGGCCAAAUACCACAGCAGCCUCACUGCCCCCCCCUCUCUCUCUCUCUAUCUCUCUCUCUCUCCCCCUUCUUCCAAAUCCGGCUACCACCAGAUCUGUUUAAUCAUCAAAAUUCAAAGAUGGUGCAAAAGCUCCUCCUUACACUCCUUUUGGUUCUACUCCUUCUGGGUUUCUCAAACCUUCUCUAUUCUUCUGCAAUUCCUACUACCAGGGUCCUCAAAUCAACUAUGGAAGAUUCUUCAUCACCACAAAGUUUACUUGUUCAGAGUGAAGUUCAGUUGGAGGAUGGAGAGGAGCUAUUUGAGGUGGGAGAAGAAGGAUUUUAUGAGGGGAGGAUGGUUAUGGAAAACACAGACUAUCCAGGAACAGGAGCAAAUAAUCACCAUGAUCCAAGAACCCCUGGAAGAGCUUAAAUAAUUGAACUAAAGUAAUUAAUUAAUUAAUUUAAAUAAUAUUCGUGUACAUGUAAUGAGCAUAAAAGAUUAAUUAGUUUGAGACAACCAGUUUUGCGCUGUCAUGUCUUCCUAUAAAAUAUGGUUCUCUAUUUGAAAAAAAAAAAAAAAAAAAAAAAAAAAAAGGUGAUAGAUGAUGGUUUUAGAUGCUGAAAAAGAAAGAGAGGGAGGGGUGAAUUCACUUUAUAAUGAUUUGCGUUUAUAUGAUGUUAUUGUAAUUUAUUAUUAAUUUGGUUAA